CAUUGCGCAUCUCUGUGCCCAAUGAUGAUCCAGUGAUGGCCCAGCAUGGCGGAAGCAGUCACCAGGGCUUCGGCGUCAGAUGCGGCUGGUGAUUGGGUGCGUGUGGCCGACAGUCAGGCACUGGCUGCGAAGGAGCGGCUCCAUCUGCAAGUUGAGGGGCGCUAUGUCUCCGUUCUCCGUGGGAAGGCUGGGGCCUUGCACUGCCUCGACUCCAUUUGUUAUCAUACUGGUGGCCCGCUGACCAUCGGUGACAUUGAGGACAUCAAUGGUGAGCCAUGCGUGAAGUGCCCCUGGCAUGACUACCCGGUGCGCCUCCACGAUGGCGCCAAGCCCUACCAAUCCAUGAAGUUUGAUCCGGUGACCAAGAAGCUGACGCCGGACGGCUGGAAAUUUACCAAAAACAGCCAGCGGAGCCAUGAGAUUGUGGACCGUGGUGAGGGCCCAGACGGAGGGCUCUGGGUUCGACUCAGCACUGGUGGCAAGUGUGAGAGCGAUCAGUUCGCCUACAACGCCAGCGCUGCGAAGAAUGUUUGGAAUGGUGAUAGCUCUUUCCGUCCGGACGGAAAAUCCGAUCCAAGCCCGCACGGCUACAAGCGCAGUGGCGAGGUGCUGGCAGAGAUUCGUUCUGGGAAGGCUUUGGGUCUGCUGAGGGCCCCUCCGCCCAUGAGCAGUUCGGCAGUGCAGAUGCAUCCCACAGAGUGGCGACCCUUUCGGAUUCUCAGUAAGAAACAGAUGACACGCAGCAUGUGGCUCUUCCGUUUCGCCCUUCCCGAAGGUCAAACCCUGGCGCCACCUGGUGCCCGCUGGGAAGUGGAGCGACAUGUGCGGCUCCGUUUGCCUGGGCAUGGGCAGCAGUUAGUACGGGAAUACACCCCGGUGUCGCCCCCGAAACGUCCUGGGAGCUUUGAUUUGGCCAUCAAGAUCUAUGAAGAGGGGGCGAUGAGUUCCAGACUUGCGAGGAUGGCGCCGGGCCAAGUUGUCGAGAUGACCGGUUUGCAUGGAGACUACACCAUCUCUUGGCCUUCGCGAACAAUCUUCAGGGCAGGAGAAGCAGGGCUUCAAUUUCGCAGUUUGGCGUUUCUGGUGGCAGGCAGCGGCGUGACGCCAUGCAUUCAGAUCCUCCAGGACUGGGUGGCUCAAGGCGAAGCGUGCAGCUCCAUUCAAAUGGACAUUUUGUACGCCAACCGGACUGAGGAUGAGAUCGCCUUCCGGUCCGAGCUGACUGACUUGGCCAAGCUGUGUCGGAGUGUCAACGUGUGCUUCGCAGUCACCAAUCCCACAGAGGCCUGGGGCGGUCACCGUGGCCGGAUCGACCUGGACCUCCUGCGCCAACAGCUGGGCGAUGCGGCGGAGGCGACCGUGGCGUUGGUGUGUGGCCCACCUGAGUUCAACGAAACCAUGCGGCUUCAUCUGAAUAGCCUGGGCUUCACCCGCGUGAUUUGCUUUUGACUUCAUUUGGCCCAAGCUGUUUGUGGCUCCGCUGUGAUCAGUUUCAGUGCCUUCUCAGCCAAUGGAUCUACCUGCAAGCUUGGAUGCCCAAAGUUGGCGAAACCGGCUGUGAAAAAUUGUUCGCCAGCAAAUGCAUAGAAGUGGAGUUUGGAAGUCAACAGCGCUCCCUGUGUGGAGAGCCUGCAGACAGUGAC
This is a messenger RNA of Cladocopium goreaui, 1643 nucleotides long. The record is from the annotation of a GenBank genome assembly. Lineage: Eukaryota; Dinophyceae; Suessiales; Symbiodiniaceae.